Dendronephthya gigantea is the source of this 1137-nucleotide messenger RNA. Its product is annotated as ATP-dependent DNA helicase PIF1-like. Gene Ontology annotation, biological process: DNA repair; telomere maintenance. The record is from RefSeq and is a predicted model, not a curated record. NCBI's taxonomy places the organism in Eukaryota, Metazoa, Cnidaria, Anthozoa, Malacalcyonacea, Nephtheidae. Gene Ontology annotation, molecular function: DNA helicase activity. The transcript has a single exon. The coding region runs from base 1 to 1137 and encodes 378 amino acids.
AUGCUUGCACCAACUGGCAAAGCAGCAUUUAACGUUAAAGGUAACACAAUUCAUAAUGCACUUGCAAUACCAGCAUGUCAAUCCUUGAAGAACUAUAAACCACUUGAUUCAAGCAGGCUAAACACUUUAAGAUGUCAACUUGGUGGUUUAAAACUUAUAUUUUUAGAUGAGAUCUCCAUGGUUGGUAGUACAAUGUUUAAUGUUCAAAUAAAUAACAGACUGAAAGAUGUCAAAGGGUGUAGAGAUGACUUUGGUGGUGUAAGCAUAGUUGCAAUUGGUGAUCUAUUUCAAUUAGAACCUGUAAUGGACAGGUAUAUAUUUAAAGAUCUAGACAGUUCAGAAUAUUCUAUUCUUGCUCCUAAUAAGUGGCAUGAGUAUUUUAAUAUGUUUGAACUUCAAGAAAUAAUGAGACAAAUUGAAAUAUUAAACAGGCUGAGGGAAGGCAAACAUACCAAGAAUGAUAUUUUGAAACUAAAAGAAAGAUUAAUAAAAGCAAAUAGCACACAGGAGCCUAUGGAUGUCCCUCAUUUGUUCAUACAAAACCAAAAGGUAAAUGAAUUCAAUGACAAAGUACAUAAAGAAGCAAGUGGCGAAAAGUUUUCCAUUAAAGCGGUGGACAGUGUCAUUGGAGCUAAUUCCGUUCAACUUCGAGACAAAAUUUUGAGUCAAAUACCAGAUGAUCCAAGGAAAACAAAGCAAAUUGCUUCAAACCUUCAACUUUCAGUUGGGGAGCGAACUGAGAUUGCACUAAAUGUCCGCACUGACGAUGGCUUGACUAAUGGUGCCAGUAAUGUUGUUAAGAAGAUACAACUAAAUCAAAGAGAUAAACCAUCUGGAGUAAUAUGGGUAGAGUUCGGUCAUUCAGAUGUUGGUGAGAAAACCAGAAAUGAAAAUAGAAAUCUUUUUGUUCAAGGUAUUGAGUCAACAUGGACUCCAAUUAAACCAAUUACUACUCAGUUCAAUGUGGGCAGGAGCCAAACUGCACAAGUUGUAAGAAAGCAAUUUCCACUGAGACCUGCUGCUGCUAAGACAAUUCAUCGUUCACAAGGUGACACUGAACAAAGAAUUGUUGUCAAUUGGAAUACAAGAAGAACCAUACCCCAUAUACAAAAUGUCGGUUUAAGCAGCACUCUUUGA